Messenger RNA from Daucus carota subsp. sativus, 2154 nucleotides. RefSeq lists its product as uncharacterized. Bases 274 to 1878 code for a protein of 534 amino acids. The record is from RefSeq and is a predicted model, not a curated record. The transcript has 5 exons. NCBI's taxonomy places the organism in Eukaryota, Viridiplantae, Streptophyta, Magnoliopsida, Apiales, Apiaceae.
UCUAUUUCAAGUACUGAUCUCCCAGUACUCGAUAAACACUGUAUCUUUGAAGUUGUAAUAUCAAUGUUGUCGCGAACAUGUUUGGUCCUGCUACAGAACUUGGCGAUUGAUGGCAGUAGCAGUAAGCAUGGAGUCUGUCUCAAUCUGCACUCGUUCCUCCUGAAGCUGCAUAUCCCCCAUCCAUGACAAGGCUUCUUUAACUCCAAUUGCUUCUGCUUCAAAUACUGACUCGGAGGCCAGGAGUUUCAUCGUCCUUCCUGCGACAAACGAGCCAUGGUGGUCUCGGAUCAACAUGCCAAUACUGAAGCAAUCUGCUCCAGGAAAGAAAGAAGCAUCAACAUUGAUUUUCAGAACACCUUCCUCGGGAGGGAGCCACUUUCUCUCCUUCUGAUCUGUUCUUUUCUUCUGAUCAGGUGCAUUGGUUCAGUCUGUAGUGGAAUUGUUUGGUCUCCCGAAGUAUCUCAAAACAACCAAAAUUCAAAUAUUAUCAUAAAGGAAGGUCACUCUGUUGUUGUGGUUGAAUAUGUUGGUGAGGGGAAAGAAGGUAAAACUAAAGUCUCAAUUUAUCCAAAGGACUAUUAUGAUGGUUUGGAAAAAGUUGAAGAAGCAAAAGAGUUUGUGAGUGAAAAUGUUGGUAAGGUGAAAAACAUUGUGGUUGAAGGAAGAGGUAAGGUUAUGGAUGGAGUUGACAAAGUAAAAGAGGUUGUGGGUGAAGGAAGCAGUAAGGUCAAGGACAAAGUAAAAGAGGUUGCGGGUGAAGGAAGUAGUAAAGUUAAGGAUGGAGCUCAUGAAGUAAAAGAGUUUGUGGAUGAACGAAGUAGUAGAGUUAAGGAUGAAGUUCAUAAAAUUAAAGAGGCUGUGGGUGAAAGAAGUAGUAAGGUUAAGGAUGGAGCUCAUAAAGUGAAAGAGCUUGUGGGUGAAGGAAGUGAGAAAGUCAAGGACGCAGCUCACAAAGUAAUAGAAAGUGAUACAAUGGAGACGCCCAGAAGAGCAUUAGAGGAUAUCAAGAGUAAUUUGUCAAACUUGGCGGAUAUUGAUAGGCAUGAUAUUGAGGAGGUUGUUUGUGAUGCAUUUGGUAAAUGCAAACAAGGUUUGGAGAAAGUUGAGGGGGCAACGAAGGUGGGUGUGACUAAAGGUGUUGGUAAAAUGAAGGAGGUUGUGGCUGAUGGAAGUAGUAAGGUUAAGGAUGUAACUGAAAAGGUAAAAGAUAGUGGUGCAAUGGAUACCCCUAAAAGAGGGGUAGAGGAUAUUCAGAGAAAUGUGUCUAUGAUUGGAGAUACAAUAGAAGCUCCUCGGAUGAAUUCUCUCAUGGGAGUGGUUCAGUUGCUAGGAUUUUCUAUAUCUUUUGGAAUGUCGAUGUGGAUGACAUUUGUUUCGUGUUAUAUUUUGGGUGAUGCUCUUCCAAGGGAACAAUUUGGGAUGCUACAGAGCAAGUUGUAUCCUAUAUAUUAUAAGAUUCAGGCCUACAGUACUGGAGUUGCUUUGAUGGCCCAUCUAUUCAGCCGUGGCAAAAAGAUCGUCUCAAGCAGUGCUGAGAUUUUCUACUCUAUAAACCUAGUUAUGUCUCUCCUGAUGUCAUUAGGGAAUUUUCUGUAUCUUGAGCCGAAGGCCACUCAGAUAAUGUCAGAGAGAUUUAAGGUGGAGAAAGAAGAAGGACGAGAAGGAGUGACUUCUCACCCUAGGUCUGGCAUAGCGGAUGAUGCAGGAGAUCCAGUGACUGCAACUACAGAACAACAGGGGGAAGUGAGAGCAGAGACGCACACUGCCAGGCUGAGUGAGAAGUUGCAGAUGAUCAACCGAAUUUCUUCUUAUGCUAAUAUAGCGGCGUUGAUAUCACUUUCCAUGCACAUGGUUUAUUUGGGGCUCCACAUUCAGUGAUUGCAAAGUAAGAAAAGAGAGGUUGGAGAUAUCAUGCACACAAUGGGGAGUUGUCAAGCUAUGGAAGAAUCUGUUCAUCUGUUCCUCGUAUUACUAGUUUUUUCUGUAUGUUUAUCUGUACUACUGGUUUUUGUUCCACAAUGUGAAUUCUUCUCGGCAAAAAUGAUGUAGAUAUUCGCCUUGCGUCAUAAUCUUUUGUUAGCGCCACAAUCUUUUGUAUCAAAAAUGAUGUAAUAUAUUUGUCGGAACAUUAAAACGUCGUAACAUGGUGACAAA